Molecule: messenger RNA, 3191 nt
Organism: Esox lucius (northern pike)
Lineage: Eukaryota; Metazoa; Chordata; Actinopteri; Esociformes; Esocidae
Gene: st8sia5
Product: ST8 alpha-N-acetyl-neuraminide alpha-2,8-sialyltransferase 5
Exons: 9
Coding region: 605-1948 (447 amino acids)
Biological process (GO): oligosaccharide metabolic process; N-glycan processing
Molecular function (GO): alpha-N-acetylneuraminate alpha-2,8-sialyltransferase activity
Source: RefSeq, a predicted model, not a curated record
AUGGACAGGUCUGCUGAAUUUGAAAGCUUCAGUUAUCAUCACCAAAAUGGCCAUUCGCCGCAUUCUUUUUGUCCUGAUUUUGAGAAAAUAGCUUUAGUUUAGAUUUGGUAACUGUUUACAACUGACAGUCAUGUUUCUGCAAAGAUCACAUCCGCAAGGUGUGUGGAACACUGGUAAAUGAGCCCGGAAUAGUCUAUCUACACUGCCUGCCAUUGCCAACCACGGUCCGUCUAACCCCUCGAGCGCUCACGCAUGAUCUCUGAGAUAUGUCAGGUAUUUUUUAACGAAUCAUUUCAUGUUCUGUGUAAGCUACCUUCAGCUCUGCGAAAUACCAGAAGGUAGAUUAUUUUUAUGCUACAAUUUGUAACCAAAUCACUCUCCGGAAUCGUAGCCUACAUUUCGAUGAUUUCUAUUUAUAAGGAGGCAAUGCUUCUCGACCAAGACGGAUGCGAUCUAUGCUGUGACCGCCACGAAGGGUAGUUGUAAAAUAGCGUAAAGACGUUUGGACAAUGUCAUUUCUGGAAUGCUUUCACAAUAAACCUGUGUGAUUGAUUGUGAAUGCUGCGGCGAGAGAAGGCUAAUUUAGUUUUUUUGGCACCAGCGGAUGCUGCGCCGAAGAAUGGGAUACUCCGACCCCUCGUCGGGUAGAGAUUUACUCGGCAAUAGAUCGCUUUGUUUUAUAUUCAUUUGUGCAUUUGGACUGGUAACACUUUUACAACAGAUUCUUUAUGGCAAAAACUACAUUAAAAGUUCGCAACAGUUUAGCCGACUCAAAGGAGACGAGACAGGAAAUUGGACCGGCCCUGUUAAUUUCUCGGAUGAUGGAUCUCUGAAGCCUGCCAGAAAUGGGAAGAAAAGAUGUUUCCGUCAGAAUUUUCAGCCCGAUUCACAGAGCUCCGUAAUAGUCACACCCUGCCUAGCCGAUAUUAAGAAGAAAAAAAAACGAUCACAAAGGUAUCUGGACACGUACGACGGUUCCUAUGACUACAACUCCACCGCCUGCAAAGAGCUCAGACAGGAGAUAAUGGACGUCAAAGUCCUGACAAUGGUAAAGACGUCGGAGCUGUUUGAGAGAUGGAGGAACCUGCAGGUGUGCAAGUGGCAGCAGAAUGUGGUGGAAACCAACAACUUCAAGAUGUCUCUGUCACGGUGUUGUAACGCACCCUCCUUCCUGUUCACCACCAAGAGGAACACCCCGGCGGGCACGAAGCUGAGAUAUGAGGUGGACACCAGCGGCAUCCUGCCCAUCAGCACUGAGGUCUACAAGAUGUUUCCUGACGACAUGCCGUACUCCAAGUCCCAGUUCAAGAGAUGCGCGGUUGUUGGAAACGGGGGGAUUAUCAAGAACAGCAAAUGCGGGAAGGAAAUUGACUCGGCAGAUUUUGUGUUUAGAUGCAACAUACCACCCAUCAACGAGAAGUAUUCAGCUGAUGUAGGCUCCAAAACUGACCUUGUUACCAUUAAUCCCAGCAUUUUAACGGAGAGAUUCCAGAAACUGGAGAAGUGGCGUCGGCCAUUUUACAAGGUCCUUCAGAACUAUGAGAACUCGUCGGUGGUCCUGCCGGCCUUCUACAACAUGCGGAACACGGACGUCUCCUUCCGGGUGAAGUACAUGCUGGACGACUUCGACUCCCAGAGGGCCGUGUUCUUCUUCCAUCCGCAGUACCUGCUCAACGUCCAGCGGUUCUGGAACGUCCAGGGUGUCCGCGCCAAACGCCUCAGCAGUGGCCUGAUGCUGGUGACCGCCGCCAUGGAGCUGUGCGAGGAGGUCCACCUCUACGGCUUCUGGGCGUUCCCUAUGAACCCCUCCGGCAUCUUCAUCACGCACCAUUACUACGACAACGUCAAGCCCCGCCCCGGGUUCCACGCCAUGCCCCACGAGAUCUUUAACUUCCUGCACAUGCACACGCGAGGCAUCCUCCGCGUGCACUCGGGUGGCUGCACGUGAUUUUGCAAGCGGAGCCAGGCCCCCCCCCACCACCACCACACACACACACACUGCAGUGCAUAGUGGGAAGACAUGAUUUGCCCCUUUUUUUUGUCUGGACGUGUCACCAUUUUGCACUCCGGUGUCUUCAUUUAAAGGUACAAUGUUUUUUUUUAUUACUGCUGACGAGAGAUAGUCUUUUAAACUUACACGCCGUGUAUCUGUGCUCUCCAUUGUAGCUACAUUUGUUGAAAGUUGCUUGCUUCAAAUGCUAUCCUUUCUCUUACACUCUUCCAGAAUGAGCAACUCCACUGACCGCCAGUAUUGCUGAAUCUUAUAAUGUAGGUUGCUUGUUUUAAUGUUAAGUGGUCUUUCCUAGUGAUGUCGUUUCUGUGAAAUCUCAGUGGCUCAGUGGUUCUACUUCUGUACAGAGGUGUGGGUUUAAAGUUUGAUCUCAACAUUGCACAAGUAUUUACACUGAAAAAGGGCCACUCUGUAUGUCCCUUACAUCCUGUACCAUGUCUUUGACACUUCCUCUUUUUUGGUGUGGCAGCUUUUAUUUAUGCCUGUGUAAAAAGCCUGAACACUAUUGAUGUUCGAGUCUAAAUGUUCAAAUGGUUUAGUUAGAAACCUUUAGUUGUCCAGCUACAGUAACCUGUUUUAUAUGGGUAAAUAUUUAAUAUAAAAAAACAUUGUUAACACUAACCCAAGAGGACCUUUUUCACAGGCCCACUUUCUUCUGUAUAACAAACUUGCCAAUCACUGGAAGAUUUCCUCUGUGAUUUUUGAUGUGAACUGGUGAACUUUUAAUUGCUCAUUGUUUUUGUGGACAAAGGUGAGAUUAUGAAUAUUUUAUAAUUGUCACCAUCAUAGUCAAUUCUCUGACCUUGUUAUCAUAGUAACAUUUCAUAGUAAAAUCUCUGACCUCUGAUCUCUGUCCUAGUCAUGCAUCAUAAGUAGGGCCAGGAGUAUUUACACACAUUAGUCUAGGUUCAACAAUACAAGGUUAAGACUAGAGGGAUUCUAAUAUCCAAUAAGUCUUUGUGCCACUAUUUGACAAGGGACCAGCUUCUGCGUUUGCAACGACUGGGAGUGAAGGGUAGCAACAACAUGAUUUUAAGUCAACAUGAUCACCAGUUUUAAGUCAACAUGAUCGUAGUGAAUUUCAACAAUUUACUCAGCUAACACAUUAAUCAAUCAAUCAAAUGUAUUUAUAAAGCCCUUUUUACAACAGUAGUUGUCACAAAGUGCUUUACAGAGACAC